This is a messenger RNA of Xenopus laevis (African clawed frog), 1099 nucleotides long. Its product is annotated as serine/threonine-protein kinase 3-like. Bases 321 to 707 code for a protein of 128 amino acids. NCBI's taxonomy places the organism in Eukaryota, Metazoa, Chordata, Amphibia, Anura, Pipidae. The record is from RefSeq and is a predicted model, not a curated record. The transcript is spliced from 5 exons.
CGUUUAUAAAUAUAAUUUAAAAAAAAGCAUUUUCUCACGUUUACAUAUAACAUGGUGUGCUUUAUUACUAGGGUGUGCAUUGGGAUAUUUUAGAAGUUGUAUUUUGUUCUGUUUUGGCCAUAAUUGACCUAAGGAGAAUGCCAUGUACUUUUGCUCCCAUACAAAUAUAUGUAUAUGUUUCUAAAGUAGAAUAUGAAAGAGUAGUAGCCUCCUUAUUUAGAUUUUAUUAAAAACCCACUAACUCAAUUCUCUCCUUCUAAUGCUCUUUUGUUUGUCUUUUGCAGUGUGACAUCUGGUCGCUGGGUAUAACCGCCAUCGAAAUGGCCGAGGGACAAGAACCUUACGCAGGGCAAUACCCAGUGGAGCACCUGAUCAGAGAAGCCCAACCACCGAAGCUUCGAUCAAAGACCUGGUCACAAAGUUUUGUGUCUUUUCUGGAGUCCUGUUUGACGAAGGAUCCUUCUGAGAGAGGAAGUGCUGAAGAACUCCUGCAGCACCCAUUCAUCAAAGAACUGCCCCCUAAGAAGAUCAUCAGGGCUGAGAUUGAAGAACAUCUCCGGGCUCUGCAGAACCGGCCGGCCAAGAAAGGAUUGAAGGGAAAAGCUAUGAAACAGCUGCGUCGAGCUUGUGACUUCUACGCACGCAACACAGCAGAGGAACAAAAAGUGGCUCUGCAAAUGGCCCUGGAGGGCUUUCCCUGUAGCUGAUCUUGUGGCCAGUAACAGCAACAGCCCAGAAUGAAUCUCUUGUGUAAAAUUCUAGGUGAAAGAAACAUCCACAGAGAAAGGUGAAGCAGCUCAACCAGUGGUGACUUUGAGAUUAGUGCAGCUCCACCAGCAGUGUCUGCUCCUCCCCUGAAGCACCAGGAUGAUCAUUUACUAAUGUAACCAGUGGCAUCUAUCUUGAGAUCAUGCAACACCACCAGCAGUCUCAAAUUCAAGGUUCACAUCUCCACCAGUGGUACCUUACAUUUCAACUACUGUACCAUUAUUCUACCCACUGCUUCUAUAUUUCACACAUAUCUAUUUCACACAUAUCUCUUCUUCUUCUACUGUUCCUCCUCCACCAUGUUGGUACACCUUCAGCAUUUGCAGUUCCA